AUGAGAAAUGUGAUCGAACGGUUGUUUCGAGCUCAAGAAGGUGGAGAAGUGGUUGAGAUUAAAGGACUAGCUUUUAGUACUAUCGUGCAGUUGAUGUCGAACUCGAUGUUUUCGGACGAUUUGCUGGAUCCUGCAUCGGGUGCAAUGGAGGAGCUGGAAAUGCUUAAUGGUAAUAUAAUGGUGUUAUUUGGGAAGCCGAAUUUUGCUGAUUAUUUCCCCUUCUUGAGGCUAUUUGAUUUGCAAGGAAUUAGGCGUGAGAUCAGAAAGUCGUAUGAUAGAUUGCAUGGAUUGAUCGAUGGCAUUAUUGAUAUAAGGACGGAGCGUCGUCGCUCGAGUGAUGGAUCGGAUAGGGUCGGAGAUUUCUUGGAUGUUCUUCUCGAUUAUAUGGAAGAUGAAGGACCUCAAGGACUUACACGCUUAGAUAUCAAGCUUAUGAUAACGGAGUUAUUCAUCGGAGGUACGGAUAGCAGCACAACAACCGUUGAAUGGGCAAUGACGGAGCUCAUCCGCAAUCCAAACAUAUUAUCCAAAUUAAGACAAGAGUUGUCCGAGAAAAUAACAAACGGCAAAACAGUACAAGAACAAGAUCUCCCUCAACUCCCAUACUUAACAGCAGUGAUCAAAGAGACAAUGAGGCUACACCCUCCAUCGCCUCUCCUCCUCCCCCGUCGAGCCGAACAAGAAGUAGAAAUUCACGGUUUUACCAUUCCUAAAAACACUCGAAUCUGGUUGAAUGUUCUGUCGAUUACAAGGGAUCCUAAAAGUUGGGAUGGCCCCACGUGUUUUGUGCCCGAAAGGUUUCUUGACUCGGAUAUCGAUUUCAGGGGCAGGGUUUUUUCGUUUAUUCCGUUUAGUUCUGGAAGGAGAAUAUGCCCCGGGAUGAAUCUUGGUUUGAGAAUGGUGAGCCUCAUAUUGGCUACACUUGUGCAGAAGUUUGAUUGGAAAUUGCCUAAUGAAAUGGCUCCUGAGGAUAUGGACAUGACAGAUAGGUUUGGUCUCACUCUAAGGAAAGCUCAACGCCUGGUCCUAAUUCCAACCAAACUCUGA
This is a messenger RNA of Erythranthe guttata (spotted monkey flower), 1047 nucleotides long. Its product is annotated as geraniol 8-hydroxylase-like. The record is from RefSeq and is a predicted model, not a curated record. Gene Ontology annotation, molecular function: oxidoreductase activity, acting on paired donors, with incorporation or reduction of molecular oxygen; heme binding; monooxygenase activity. Lineage: Eukaryota; Viridiplantae; Streptophyta; Magnoliopsida; Lamiales; Phrymaceae.